This is a messenger RNA of Sesamum indicum (sesame), 776 nucleotides long. RefSeq lists its product as uncharacterized. The record is from RefSeq and is a predicted model, not a curated record. Gene Ontology annotation, biological process: negative regulation of DNA-templated transcription. Lineage: Eukaryota; Viridiplantae; Streptophyta; Magnoliopsida; Lamiales; Pedaliaceae.
AUGGCCGUUAGAGAGGCCAAGUAUUCAGUCUCUGCUCCGAGGCCCACCACACGGUUGCUGGACCAUCACAACCACGACGACGACGGCGGGACCGACGCUGUUUUCAGCUUGUCUUCCAACUCCGGCUCCGGGGAGUUUUUUCCCCUGAUGAAAACUGCAGCUUUUGGAAGAAUGAAAACCAUCGAUGAGUUGGGCGGCCGGCUUUCGUUGUCUUCAGCCUGUUCGUUCGACGCCGUUGUAAGCCAAUGCAGCCGCCGGAAAAGUAGUUCGUCGAGGGAAGGCAAGAAAUAUAGCGAACUGGGCUCCGACUGUAUUCCGGCAGAAGUUUACUACGGUGAAUCUGUGACGGCUAAGAGCCGCCGGAAAACCAGGAGAAAGAGGAGGAGCUGGAUGGUAGAAGGGAGCUACGCGGUGAAGAAGAGGUCGAGUGAUCCAUAUGGUGAUUUCAGGGCGUCAAUGGUGGAGAUGAUAAUGGAGAAACAGAUGGUGGGAGCGCAGGAAUUGGAGAGGCUGCUGAUAUGUUUCUUGUGUCUGAAUGAAGUUUGUUAUCAUGGGAUGAUUGUUGAUGUUUUUUCUGAGAUCUGUCAAACGUUGUUCAGUAAUUGAAAUGGUUUUGAGGUUUCCAUCAAUUCUUUUACAACUCUCCUUUGCUUCUUUCUUAAUUUCUUGUAAUGGUUUUCCAGAUGGAUCAACAUUGGAAUAGAGUAGUUCCAAUACUUCAAACACGGUCUGUCUUAAGUCAUGAGGUGAACUACGAAAUCAAAAAGCCCAUUUCA